Abrus precatorius (Indian licorice) is the source of this 1393-nucleotide messenger RNA. Its product is annotated as transcription factor UNE10-like. Gene Ontology annotation, molecular function: protein dimerization activity. NCBI's taxonomy places the organism in Eukaryota, Viridiplantae, Streptophyta, Magnoliopsida, Fabales, Fabaceae. The transcript is spliced from 6 exons. Bases 174 to 1319 code for a protein of 381 amino acids. Gene Ontology annotation, cellular component: nucleus. The record is from RefSeq and is a predicted model, not a curated record.
AAAUGUUUGAUUUGAUCCUUAAAUUAUUGAUACAUAAAGAGAAGCAGAUAGGAACAGAGUGGGUAACAAUCCAAACGCAUGAACGUUUUGCUGAGUGCUCUGCAUCGAUCUGGAUCCUGUCUAGCUCAUAAACAAGGCGGAACAGAGUAUUGGCUCAUAAAAUUAGUUCAGAAAUGAGCCAGUGUGUGCCUAGCUGUGAUGCCGACGACAAUAUUCCCAUCGCCACAAAACUCCCUCUUCUUCCCAACUCCAAUACCAUUGCCUUUCAAGUCCCCAUGUUCGACUACACAUGCAGAAAGGGACAACUUUCGAAGCUCCUUAACGAAGACAGCACUGGAAACUUUAACACAUGGGACAAGUCUAUUGCAAAUGAUACUUUAGCGUCCACAGUUCAAUGUGUCGGCGAAAACAAGCAUGAAAGUCAGUUAAUUUCAUGGCCUAACCCUCGCCAAAUUGCGAUAACUGUGGACGCUUUAGUGCCAUGUUCCUCGGAACAGGGCAUGCCGCAGGUUGUAGAGUCAGGAACGCUUGGCGCGUGCGUGGGACGUUCCUCUGAGACUGUGAGGCGGGAGUUAAGUGGCUGCGGAGAUUGGAGUGCGAGUGGUAGUGCCACUUGUUGCAAGGACGUGACUGUGGGUUUCAAUUCUGCCUCCAUGGGUUCGCCGGAAAACACCACCGGCUCCGCCAAGCACUGCACCGGGACCACCACCAACGACGACCACGAUUCCAUUCGCCACCGUGGAUCACAGAGUGAGGCAGGGGAUGGGGAUUACAAGGCAACAAGAAUUGAUAGAUCUUUGGGGUCCAAUAAAAGAAGCAAAGCUCAAGCUGUACACAAACAAUCUGAAAGGAGGCGGAGAGAUAAGAUCAACCAAAGAUUGAAAACAUUGCAAAAGCUGGUCCCAUAUUCCAGUAAGACCGAUAAAGCUUCGAUGCUGGAUGAGGUGAUCCAAUAUUUGAAGCAAUUGCAAGCUCAAGUGCAAACGAUGAAUUGGAUGAAAAUGUACUCUUCCAUGAUGCUGCCAAUUACCAUGCAACAACAACUUCAAAUGUCUAUGAUGGCUCGUAUGGGCAUUGGAAUGGGGAAGAAUAUGGGUAUGGGUAUGGGUAUAGGCAUGGGCAUGGAUAUGAACAUUCCCAGUUUCUCUCCUGUAUUUCACCCUAGUCCCUUCAUGCCUAUGGCCUCAUGGAGUGCUUGCGGUGGCGAUCAAUUUCCAGGAGCACAAUCAAAGCCCGUGACAGUGGAUGCAUUCAGUAGGAUGGCUGCUCUGUAUCAACAGCUAUAUCAUCCUCCGUCCGCUUCUACUUCUAAGAGUUGAGCUCCUACAUGUUCUAUGUUCCCAUAACAGGGAUGAGCAAUGAAAAGGGUGUGUAUAUUUAUUUUAUUGUGAGA